Molecule: messenger RNA, 1966 nt
Organism: Tripterygium wilfordii
Lineage: Eukaryota; Viridiplantae; Streptophyta; Magnoliopsida; Celastrales; Celastraceae
Product: 3-ketoacyl-CoA synthase 12-like
Exons: 1
Coding region: 110-1495 (461 amino acids)
Biological process (GO): fatty acid biosynthetic process
Cellular component (GO): membrane
Molecular function (GO): acyltransferase activity, transferring groups other than amino-acyl groups
Source: RefSeq, a predicted model, not a curated record
UAAGUUGUACACUUGUUCAGUUGUUUGAAACACUGCCUCCUCUGUUUUUUUUUUCCUCUCUCUCUCUGUCUCUUCAUCUGUUUUUCUCUGAUUUAAAGUGGGGUUACCAAUGUUAGUAUAUGCAUUCUGGAUCUUCCACUUCCUCUUCAUGAUCUGGAAGUGGAUUGAUAGAAAACGAGACCAAGAAUGUUACAUAUUAGAUUAUGAAUGCUAUAAACCAAGUGAUGAUAGAAUGGUUGAUACGGUGUCGUCUGGGGAGAUUAUGAAGAGGAACAAAACUCUGGGUCUGGUUGAGUACAAGUUCCUCUUGAAAGCCAUUGUGAGUUCUGGCAUUGGAGAGCAAACCUACGCACCAGGAAUCAUGUUCGCAGGAAGAGAAGAGAAUCCAACUCUUCAAGAUGGGAUUUCGGAGAUGGAGGAAUUCUUCCAUGAUAGCAUUCAAAAGCUUCUGAUCAGGUCAGGAAUUUCUGCUCAAGAAAUCGAUGUUCUCGUCGUUAAUGUGUCAAUGCUAUCAGCAGUUCCUUCUUUGUCUGCUAUGAUAGUGAAUCACUACAAGAUGAGAGACGAUAUCAAGGUCUUUAAUCUCACUGGAAUGGGUUGUAGUGCGAGUUUGAUUUCUGUCAAUGUGGUUCAAAACAUUUUCAAAUCUUACAAGAACAAGAACGCACUCGUUGUGACUUCAGAGUCAUUAACUCCAAAUUGGUAUUCAGGGAAUGACAGAUCAAUGAUUCUUUCAAAUUGUUUAUUCCGGACUGGUGGGUGUGCAAUUUUAUUGACAAACAAUCGAGCUUUGAAGCACAAAUCCAUGUUGAAACUCAAGUGUCUAGUCAGAACACACCACGGAGCCAAAGAUGAUUCUUACAACUGUUGCACGCAAGCAGAGGAUGCAGAAGGAAGACAGGGAUUUCACCUCGGCAAGUCCCUCCCCAAAGCCGCAUCGCGCGCACUAGUUGAUAAUCUGAGAGUCAUAGCUCCCAAAAUCCUGCCAAUUCCGGAGCUGAUUCGGUUCAUGGUGGUCUCACUGGUUCGAAAAUGGACCAGUACUGUUAGCUCGACCAAAGGAGGGUCUAAUUCUCCUAGGCCAGUAAUUAAUUUCAAGACCGGUGUUGACCACUUUUGUCUCCACACAGGUGGUAAGGCAGUGAUUGAUGGACUUGGCAUUAAUCUUGAAUUAUGCGAGAAUGAUUUGGAGCCAGCAAGAAUGACUCUGCAUCGAUUCGGGAACACGUCAGCUAGCAGUCUAUGGUACGUUUUGGGUUACAUGGAGGCGAAGAAGAGGCUGAAGAAGGGAGAUAGAGUGUUAAUGAUAAGCUUCGGUGCAGGCUUUAAAUGCAACAGCUGUUUGUGGGAGGUGGUGGGAGACUUUGGUGAUGGAACUAAUAAUGUGUGGAAAGACAGUAUUGAUAGCUACCCACCAAACACACUGGCUAACCCAUUCAUGGAGAAGUAUGGGUGGAUUAAUGACGAAGAUCCUUCAACAUUCGUGAUGCGUUAAAAUUUAUUUUUUUUUUUUAAAAAAAAGGAUUUUUGUUUUCUGUACACUAUUAUUCUCUUCUUCUUUCAUGUUAUUAUUGUUUAUUCCCUUUGUGGAUUUCAUCUCCCUAUGAGGUGGGAACGUAUUGGAAUGCUAUUUUUUUUUUCUUCUUGUUUUUUUUUUUUUGGCUUUUACGGAUUUGAUAUUGGUAUUGUUGUUUUUUGAAGGGGAUAUGAAGAAUUCAAGUUGUUCGAUAAAAUUUCCUUCUUUUUUUGUUUUGUUGCGUUUAAAUUUGGUGAGAGACUCCGGGUUUACACCCUGUAUACAGCGCACGCUGUUUGUGUUGUGUUUGCGUAUAAAUGAAGAGCAGUUAUUGCAAGCCCAAUACAGUUAAGGGCCAAUCAACAAAACUGGGCCCGUUAUAGAUGUCGCUGGGCUACACGCGCGUACCCAGCCUAAGCUUUGCUGUGGUCGAGUAUCCGAGCCGUUGAU